AUGGGGAAAGCAAAGAAACAACGCAAAAAUAGAGGGAACCGCUCGGCGCCCUACGAAGCCGGAGAUGUCGACAUGAUGGCGGAGACUGGCCCGAGUCCGGAUGAUGCUGUCGAUGACCCGACGCUGACUUCCCAGCCCAAGGAGCAGGCGAACGGCGCUGGCGAUAAGGCGGAGGAGCCCGGCACAGGAGGCAGGCAAAUCCACAAGCGACAAGCGGCGGAGUGGCGGAAGAUGAAGAGCGAAGUUGCCCAAUUAAAGAAGCAGCGGCAGAAACUGAGAAAGAAAGUUGUAGCAGAGCGGGAAGAGAGAAAAAAGAUUGGAAAGUUGAUAAAGGCGAAGAUUUCUUCAAUGCGGAAACGACACGACGAAGAGCUAGAGGCACUUGGUCUUGGUAAAUCACUUCAUAGCGUUGACGCUGACGAGAGCAUGGCAGUUGAUGACUGA
This is a messenger RNA of Besnoitia besnoiti, 444 nucleotides long. RefSeq lists its product as uncharacterized. The record is from RefSeq and is a predicted model, not a curated record. The transcript has 3 exons. The coding region runs from base 1 to 444 and encodes 147 amino acids. Lineage: Eukaryota; Apicomplexa; Conoidasida; Eucoccidiorida; Sarcocystidae.